GCUGCUGAGCGGAAAAAAAGUAAAGCCAACAAAAGCGCAGACAAGCUUAGCUCAAGUUCAAGGAUGUUAUGUAAUGCAGCCAAGAGAGAGAGAGAGCGCCAAGUAAAGUACUAUAUGUAGGUUGACAUGCCAAUUAGUGCAUUCAUAAUUCAUGACGUAUGUUAAUUGCUACACUUAAACCCAACUAGAUGGCCAACGAUUGGGGGCUGUAAAACCUUUAAGACAAAAGCAGAACCAGUCUUAUCUCCCCGCUAAAGAUACCAGAUAAUGUUGUUUAUGAUUUGACAGAGCGGCUAAGUGAUUCAGUUCAGUUUUAGCCACAACCCAGUGAUGGUGACAUCGCAACGGACCAAAGAUAUAUGCCGCAAGGUGAGAUUGAAAUCGACGCAAGUGUUCAUUGUGGCCGGAACAUGUCUUAUUACGGUCAUGAUCACCCUGCUUUGCAUUGGCUUCAUGACCCGCUAUGAGGUGGAGAACGAGGUGGCCAACGUGGCGGAUGUGGAAUAUUGGAAGGACAAGGUGGCGGCCUCACAGAAAAUCUGGUAUGACAAGGGCAUCGAGGAGCUAAACGAAGCACUGAGAAUGCCAGCGGGUCCGAUAUAUCCCAGGAACUUGAGAAUCUUUGUGGUUCAGGGAAUCGAUGGUCGGCACUUGGCUAGCCAUCGGUUUCCAAGUCGAGAGAGAAGUCAAGAAAAUACGAAUUUUGUGUGGGAUCGAUAUCCACAUCUCGCUCGCCUGAAGAAUAGCUGCAGUCAGAGAUCUCCCUGUCCAGUGGGAAGUGUUUCCCAGGCCUUCUGGUCUGGCCUUCCUCUGGAAAAGUCUUUGGAAAUGGAAACGGAAUGUAGGCAAAUGGAUAACCAAACGGAUACACUGCUAAGUGUCCUGCGACAGGCUCAAUUAGCUGGCCUAAGAACUGGUUUUGUAACCACUCAACGGUUGACAGGUGCCACGGGAGCAGCUCUCUAUGGCAAUAGUCCCUAUGAAUGCGAUGAACGAAUGCCAUUGGGUUUCCUCCAAUCCGGUUGCCAGGAUGUGGCCCGCCAGCUAAUCUCUGGAGAGACUGGCAAAUCCCUCAAUGUGAUCAUUGGCGGUGGCCGGCAAAUGUUGAGCAGACUUGUGCCACAAACCAAAUACGAUCCCGUGGAUGAGCUGCUCUGCCAGGCCGGCGAGGGACGCAAUUUGCUAAAGGAAUGGCGUAAUCAGAAACUCAGACAGAGCAAAAUUAAGCCCAUUAGAUUUGACUUGAUCCAGCGAACCGAUGAGCUGGAAUCCCUGAAUGCCAGUCGCUAUGAUCACUUGAUGGGUGUAAUGGCCAAUGGGGAUUUGAGUGGUAAUCCCAAAGCUCCUUCUUUAAAUUUAAUGGUUGAUAAGUCACUUGAAGUUUUGGAGAGAAAGAGUCAAGGUUAUCUACUAAUUGUGGAGCAAGUUAUCCAGAAGAAAAUGAACACUAGAAGACAGCUACAGAUACUUAAUGAAACUUUGAAUGGUCUUCGAAAGGAUAUGGAUACCUUAACUCUGGUACUCUUUACCAAUGGUGUAUAUUCCCAGCCCAGUCUAGAUGUCAGUGAGGAAACGGAAACCAUAAGUUAUUUAUCAGAGAUUUUUAAUGAACAGGAAAUUCGAGUUCAGGAAAGAUUGCAGCAAAUGCCAUCGGAGAGUUUGGUGUUUGCUCAGGGACCCAGAUCUACCUUAUUUGUUGGUGUUCAAAAUGAAACUUUUCUGGCACAUGCUAUAGCUCAUGUUCUCAGUAGAAGUAAACUAGUCUCAAAACUAUAAAGAAAAAGCAAGGCCUUAAAAGGAAAUUAAUAGUUCACUAACUCUAAGUGUUCUUUAAAGGUUGUAAAAUUAUAUAAUUUUAUAUAUAUGUAUGUUGUUCUCGUUAAAUGUUAUUUUAGCCCCUCCUUUUCCCCCUUAA
Molecule: messenger RNA, 1915 nt
Organism: Drosophila serrata
Lineage: Eukaryota; Metazoa; Arthropoda; Insecta; Diptera; Drosophilidae
Gene: Alp13
Product: Alkaline phosphatase 13
Biological process (GO): dephosphorylation
Molecular function (GO): alkaline phosphatase activity
Source: RefSeq, a predicted model, not a curated record